GUUCGAGCUUGUUUGUUUCUGAAGUUUUCCAGCACUGUCGUAUGAGAAAAAAACUUAAUUUCAUUUUGUUCAGACGUGUUCUGGGUGUUUUUUUUUCGUAAUAAAAGUUUGCCAACAUAUUUUCCCCGUGUGAAUUCGUGCGCAAGCAGUUACGUGAAUGCCGUUAAUAGUUAUUCAGCGUCAAAAGAGUUAAUCAAAAGGAAAACUGAAGCGAGUUCGUCUCGGAGGCCACAAAUAGGGCGACAGAGCGAAGAAUUAGCAGAAACGCAAUUGAAAACAAAAACAAAGGUAAGUUCAGGUAACAGAAAGUAAACAAAAAACACAAAACAAAGCGAGUGAGAGAGAGUGAGGAAGUGGUAGCAUGUCCGAUGCAAUGAGUGCACCGCCGCCUCUUAUACCGCAGCUGCAAGAAAUGCAGCAGCAGCAACAACAACAACAGCAGCAGCAGCAGCAGCAGGGUGGUAAUUCCGCAGCCCUGGCCCAGCAAUGGAACUACUGGUAUGCCAACCAAAAUGCUGCCGCCUACCAGCAACAAUAUCAGCAGUACUACCAAUACUGCAUGCGCUACCAGCAGCAACAGCAGCAGCAGGUAACCUCGACUGUGAGUGCGUCUAAUGCGCCGCCAGGCUUCAGCAAUGCGCUGGCUGCCCCGCCACCAUUGCCUACAGGUCCGCCGCCACCGCCUCCGCCCAAAGGCGGCCAGCUCGCUGGCAGCAACAUGAACAAGCAGCAGCAACAGCAGCAGCAGCAGCAAAAGAAUUUCGGGGGAAUACGAUUUAAUUUGAAUUUAAAUCAAAAGCGUUUGGCCAAUGCGCCCAACCCCCUGCAACAGCAACAGCAACAUCAACAGCAGCAGCUCCAACAGCAGCACAACCAACAAAUACACCAACAACAGCAGCAGCAGCAGCACCAACAACAGACCCAGCAAAUGUACAACAACAACAACAACAACCAAAAGAAGCGCAAGCGUAAUAACAACAAGAUAAACAAGAGCUAUGAGCAAACAGCAUAUAGCAAUCCAUUUACCAAUCACACCACACCCAUAGCUCCACCACCGCCCAUCAUUAGCGCCACCGAUGUAGGCGUGCUGGUCACGCCCGACUUGAGCAAGCCGCCGCCGCCACUGCCGCUGUCCAUAGUUGCGCCCACUGAGCCACCUCAGUCACAUCCUCCCCAGCAUCAGCAGCAGCAGCCACAUCAAUCCGUGGCUCCCCAAGCCCCAGCUGCAUCUGCAUCCGGAUCCACAUUUAAGCGUCCCAGCACCUUGCAAAUGGCCACCAACGACUCGUGGCCCGAUUCCCUUAACCAGUAUGUGGCCCGUUGCUACUCCAAGUGCAACACGGACCUUGACAAGGAUCAGAUUGACAUUUGUCUCAAGGGCAAGAUUAUAGCCGCUGCCAAUCGAAAUGAACUGUGGACGCGGGACUGGGACAACGAGGUGAUGCCGACGGUGCACAGCGAGCGGGAUGGCAUCGAUGUGGUGCUAAGCAAUGUUGCGCCGUCGCAGCCGCAGCGUAGCAACUACUUCCAAAAGAAGAUGGAACAGCAGGAGAGGGACCGUGAUCAUCGCGAGCAGCAGCAGGAAAAGACACCGCCGACAGGCAGCAAGGGCUCCUCGGGUAUUGUGAAUGCUUUCAAGCAAAAAGGCGGAAAUCAAUUCAACAAAGCCGCAUCUAACUACGGUUCAAACAACCGCCGCUCGUCGUCGUCCAGGUACUCCAGGAGUCGUUCGCGUUCGCCGGCAUCUUCGUUGAGUUCCUCGAAAUACUCGAAUAAGAAGCAGCGGUAUUCGCGUUCCCGGUCUCGUUCGCGUUCCCGCUCCCCACGCUCCCGCUCUCGGUCGCGUUCCCGCAGCAGUGAUGCCAGCAGUCCUCCGACGCGUAAGGUUAUUCGCAAAUCGGGCUCAAAUGAUUCCUUGAAUUUCAUACCAUUGACCGCCAAUCUCUCGCGAAAGCAGCAAAAAAUUCUGAUGAAGAAGGGGAAGCGGGCUGCCGCCGCCGCAGCAGCAGCGGCCGCCGGUGGUCAGGCGAAAAAGAAGCCACCACACUUUUACUCCAAUCAAUCGUCCGUGGGCGGAGCCGUUGAUGAUGACACAGCGCGCUUGCAACAGCGGGCGGCACGUUUCUCACAGCAGGGCUCCGGCUCGGCAAAGAAAUCUGUCGUCGCCAUUGCAAGCUCACCGUUUGGUCUCACCACGGCCAAGAAUAAGAAGAAGAUGAUGCAGCAGCAGCAACAGCAGCAGCAGCAACAUCGCUCUGCCUUCUACGAGGACACGGGCAACUUAGAUCUUCUCGAUUUGCAUAUUGUAGGUUCUUGUAGGGAAUUAGAAAAGUCUUUCCUUCGCCUGACCAAGGCGCCGUCGCCGUCGGAAGUGCGGCCAGUCGAGGUGCUGACCCAUUCGUUGGCCAACGUGAAGAGCAAAUGGCGUGUCAAUCAUGAUUAUCACUACGCGUGUGAUCAGCUUAAGUCCAUCAGGCAGGAUUUGACUGUCCAAGGUAUUCGCGAUCAGUUUACAGUGGAGGUGUACGAGACGCAUGCCCGCAUUGCCAUGGAGAAGGGCGACCAUGAGGAGUUCAACCAAUGCCAGACGCAAUUGAAGAUGCUCUACGCUGAGCUCGGGGGCCAGAGUGCCAAUUCCUUGGAGUUUACCGCCUAUCGCAUACUAUACUAUAUAUUUACAAAGAAUACCUUGGACAUAACAACUGUCCUGCGUUCGAUUACGGCUGAUCAGCGCGUGACCCCAGUCAUUGCCCACGCCUUAGAGUUCCGUUCGGCUUGGUCGUUGGGCAACUACUGUAAACUGUUUUCCCUUUACAAGUCGGCGCCGCUCAUGUCGGGCCAUAUGAUUGAGUGGUUCCUCGAACGAGAGCGCAAGACUGCUCUGCGAGUCAUUAUUAAAUCCUAUCGUCCCAACAUUAGCGUUGAUUAUAUUGCCAAUAUCCUGGCUUUUGAUAGUUCAGAAAAAUGCAAAGAGUGGCUCGACACAUUCAGUUUGCCUUAUGUCGCAAAUGGCGCGCAAGUCGAUUGUAAAAAUGCCGCUGCCAUUGCCAUUUGAUGUGUGACUUUCACACCAAGCAGAUCAGCUGCAAACAAUUUGAUUUUAUACCUCACGUUGCUAGCUAUCUAUAUGGCGGAAUACCGUGGAUAUUGCCUGUCCCCCUUUUUAACCAAAUUGUACAUAUAUUCUUAUAGGUUAUUUUAGUGGUCGCGAAUUCUAUGCGUUAGUUAGUUAGGGAGUGAAUAUUUUCAAGCAGUCGAUUUUCCCCUCCCUAUAAAUUAUUCGCUACUACAGGACCUGUCUUCGGUGCUUCGCAAGGAUCAGCAUGCUCUGCGAAAGUAAAACACGGCCAAAAACUACAUUUAAAUCAACUUUAAUUAUUUUAACUGCUGGAUUUAUAACAAGGAUCAAUUGGAAUACGGAUUAAAGGAUACUACACUACAGCUACCAGUAUUGUGGACAAAAAAGGAUCUUCAAUAAUAUCUGUUCUACUAGUUGGAAUGAUUGAUGCAGAAUACUUUCGUCUUUUAACCUCUUCUUUAGAAAAUCGGCAGCCCAUAAUCAAAGUCCUAUAUCUACAUAGGAGAUGCCUGCAAGACACCCAAAAUACUCGUUUAAAAUCAAUCAAAAAAACCUUACCCACAACCAGAAAACACCCUCAAUGAAUCAAUGUCCAGACCGCCAGUGAAAUCGCCACAACAAGACCCUCAAUAACAAGAACUCCACUAAACCGCGAACACUCACAAAACUAACAUGAAAUAAUAUAAAACCUAUAGACAAACAUAAAACCAGAUGCCAACACGAAAUUGCAAGAGCCCAAGUGCUGUGUGUGCUGUGUUUCGUUGUGUGGUUAUUACUCAACUCAUCGUACAUUUAUACGCCCCCCCCUUCAUUCAUUUUCAUUUUUAAACUAGUUGUAAGAUUUAGACUUAAUGUUUGUUGUCUUAUUUAAAUUAUUUCCAAAAAAGAUUAUACUAAUGUUCUGUCUCUCUAUUGUAUACCUGUAUAUAAACUAUAUACAAACAUCGCUUCCACAACAAUCGUCAAUCAACGAGAACGAGCCAGCAACAAUCAUCCAGAGCCGCUUUAUAACCAUCUGUGGAACACCAAAGGCAGAGAGACCACAACCCGAGGGAUGAGCAACCAUACAUCCAAUCAGCCAAAAGGGAAGCCGAGAAAUCACCUUCAGACUUCUGUGCGACAUUUGUAAGCUCUUCCAAUUUUAAUUCGUCACUAAAUAAGCAACAAGCUGUAUACAAAAUUUAAGUCGUCGGGAUUUAACAUUAGCAAUUGGCGCUAAGAUCAUGAAUUCUCUAUUAUUUUUUUAAUCUAAAUAGAGAGAGAGAUAGAAAGAGGAAGUUUGACCAGAAACUAAACUCUUCUUAUUAUGUAUGUUUAGGGAUUAGUAGGUAUCUUCCUAGGCUAAGUUUAAUUGUUAAAAUUAUUUUUAGUUUUCUUGAAUGUUGGAACAAAGUAAUCGAAAAGAAUUCAAGUCUUUAAAAGCAAAUCCAUCUUGCAAAUAAAUAAAAUCCUGCGAGAGCCCAUAGGCAUGAGAAGCGAGACCGCAUCCAAAUAUCCCGCUUUAAAAACGUAAACAAA
This is a messenger RNA of Drosophila serrata, 4597 nucleotides long. RefSeq lists its product as uncharacterized. The record is from RefSeq and is a predicted model, not a curated record. Gene Ontology annotation, cellular component: nucleus. NCBI's taxonomy places the organism in Eukaryota, Metazoa, Arthropoda, Insecta, Diptera, Drosophilidae.